UAGCUGUGGGGAUGUGGAGCAGCGUGGAGGAGCUUAGGGGAGACAGAGGCGCACAGGGUGCUGGCAGCCACCCAUUGGGGACUUCCCUCCACACCAUCCCUCAGCCUUGUGUGACUAUGCCCUACCCCCUCCCCUCUCCGCACCCGCCUCCCCCAUGGCCAAGGUCUAUGUCAGCUGUUUCGUUUCAGUUAGCGCAGGAAUGUUCUGGCUCUGCACUUGCCUGGACCAGGACCCCCUCGUGCUGGCUGGAGCUGCCUGGGCUGGGUGUAGGCUCUGGAAGAGCAACUGCAACGCCCCCCCCCACACGCCCCUCUCUGGCUGUCUCACCCGCCUGUCCUGCCCGCUGGGUGACCUUGGGCGGGUUGCAUAACUUCUCUGAGCCUCUAAAAACUAAAGGGCCCCACAAGGCUGAGGCCAGCACGGGUGUGUUGGGCUCGGGCCUCAUUAGCUCAUCUGCUGGAGCUGGGAUUAUCUCAUGUGCUCGCUGCCGACGCCCUCUUGGGGUCCUGAGCCGCCCACAUCGCAGCUAGAGCCAGAAUUUGCUCCAAGCACAGUAAAAAUAAUCGCACCGGGACAGGAGCCCGCGCACAUGGCUGGUGGGCGUCUGGGCGGUGGGGUGUCCCUCCACUAGCUGCUCGGAGCAGUCACACACGGCCCAGCGGAGCCGGCGGAGGCUCAGACUCAGGCUCAGUGACUCACGCAGUCACACAACCAGUGGGGCCCGCUGCCGCCCUGCGCUGCACCCUCCAUGCCUCUCAGCCAAGACUCAGCUUCUCCACCCAGCAUGGUCCUGGCAGCAGAGACCAUAUCCCAGCAGGAGCGGCUCCAGGCCAUUGCAGAGAAGAGGAAGAGGCAGGCGGAGAUUGAGAACAAGCGUCGGCAGCUGGAGGACGACCGCAGGCAGCUGCAGCACCUGAAGUCUAAGGCGUUGCGGGAACGAUGGCUGCUGGAGGGGACCCCGUCCUCGGCCUCGGAAGGGGAUGAGGACAUGCGGAGACAGAUGCAGGAGGACGAGCAGAAGGCCAGGCUCCUGGAGGAGUCCAUCUCCAGGCUGGAGAAGGAGAUCGAGGUGCUGGAGAACAGAGAUUCGCUCCCUGCGGCCGCCAAGGAGAACACGGCCGCCCCCAGCCCGGCCAAGGAGGGAGGGAAGACGGAGGUGGUGGUGAAUUCCCAGCAGACCCCAGUGGGCACGCCCAAAGAGAAGCGAGUCUCCAACACCCCCAUGAAGACGACCGAAGGCUCCACAAUGAUGAAGGCAGCCAUGUAUUCGGUGGAGAUCACGGUGGAGAAGGACAAGGUGACUGGGGAGACCCGGGUGCUGUCCAGCACCACCUUGCUCCCCCAGGAACUGCUUCCUCAGGGCGUCAAGGUCUACGAGGACGAGACCAAAGUGGUCCACGCUGUGGAUGGCACUGCAGAAAACGGCAUCCACCAGCUGAGCUCCUCCGAGGUGGACGAACUCAUCCACAAGGCAGACGAGGUCACGCUGAGUGAGGCGGGGUCUGCAGCUGGGGUGGCAGAGACACGGGGGGCUGUGGAGGAGAUGGGCAGGACCACGCCUUCCCGGCGGGAGAUCACGGGGGUACAGGCUCAGCCAGGGGAGGCCACCUCGGGCCCACCGGGCAUCCAGCCUGGCCAGGAACCCCCCGUCACCAUGAUCUUCAUGGGCUACCAGAACGUGGAGGACGAGGCUGAGACCAAGAAGGUGCUGGGCCUGCAGGACACCAUCACGGCAGAGCUGGUGGUCAUUGAGGACGCUGCCACGCCCAAGGAACCAGCACCCCCCAACGGCAGCGCUGCCGAGCCCCCCGCCACCGCCGGCUCCAAGGAAGAGAACCAGGUGGGGCUCGAAGCCCCCCCCAGCGACCCCCAGGACCUGGACGUGAAGAAGCAGCGCUGUAAAUGCUGCUCCGUGAUGUGAGCCGGCCUGGCCCCGCCCCCAGCCCCCGCCCGCCGUCCACGAGCUCCCACCGGCCCGGCCUUCCUGGCACCCGCCCACCCUCACCCACAGUCACGGGCCCAGGACAUGCCGUGUUGUCACUUGUUUCUUCUGAGUUUUCUUUAAUUGGGAAGAGGGGGGCAGGGACCCUCCACUCUGCCACCACCUCCGACAUACCCAAACCACGCCGUGUCCGUGCGCCUGGCAGGAGAGAGGCACGGACAGACCCACUUUUCCCAAAAUGAGGACCCCCUAUGACAGCUCCGCAGAUGCAGUUCACGUCCACAGCGGUCUCGGCCGGUGCCAGGCCGGCACCUGCUCCAGGCCAGCUGCCCCCCGGGCCUCCUGCCUGUGCCUUCCUGCCACCUCCAAUGAGGUCCCCAAGGAGACAUCCUGCCAGAGGGACCUGAGGAGCCAGGGAGCCUGUGGGCCUGCCCUGUCCCCCUAGAGUUGGGCUCCUCAGGAUUCCCUGGCCAAGGCACUGAUCUCCGAAUCUUGGGCAUUUGGGGUGAUACCCUGCCUCCUUGGGGAGCCCCGGAGGGCGAUCAAGCUGGAGGUGUUGGGUCGGAGCACAGGCCCAUCUGACACCCCAGCCUGAUUGCCCUCCCCAUGUCCUCUUUGGGGGCGGCCAGUGGAUGGUGGAGCCCGGGGGAGGGGAGCCCUGGAACACCCCACACACUCUGGGGAGCGCAUGACCCUGGGACUGGUUUCUGGAUGGGGUGGGGCGGGGGUCUCUGAGCCCCCUGCAUGAGCCAGGCCACAGGAGCAGCUUUUUGUCCUGAGCUCCAACCCCCACUGGGCCUACCUUCCUCCUGGUGCUAAUUUGUGGACCCUGGGGGGCUGCCAUGGCCCCCUUCUCCAGCCUGCUUGGACCAGGGUCCUGGGUCCCCCCACCGACACCCAGACAUUGCUCGCCCCGCUGCUCUGUUGGGCUUGGAGCACCCCGGGCGGCCUGGGGGGGCGGGCGGCCACAGCCUCGGGGCAGGGAGGUUUCCCUGGGUGGGAGCAGGAAACCCCCAUCUGCAGUGCAGCCCGGCAUGAGCCUGCCCCCGCUGCAGGGAGGGUGCGGGGCUCCUCUCCUGGGGGCAGUGCACUCAGAGGGGUGCGCGGGGCUCCUGGUACAGCCGCCUCUCCCCCGAGGUGCAUCAGUGUCUGUUCUCACUGACACCUCCCGUGCGUGGGCUGCGGAUGGCCAGGCUCAGCUUUGGCCCUCCCCUAGGGACCUCUGCCUCGGACCCCGUGUCCAGGCCACCCCCAGACUCAGCGGGGUGGUGCAGCGUCCCUCAGACUGGAGCCCAGGCCCCCAUCUCUGCUGUGCCCUCCGGUGGCUGGGAGGAGGGGCCCUCUCUGAGGGGGACCCUGGGCGGUGGCUGGGACCUCUCCCUCCUCCUCAAGCCCGCCCGAGUCCUCCAGCUGUGAGCCCGCCGCAGUGCUCUUGCUGCCCCUUGCUUUCGAUGUGUGACCAGGCCCCAAUGUCCUCCACUUAUCCAGAGAAGCAAAUAAACAGUGUGAAC
Messenger RNA from Talpa occidentalis (Iberian mole), 3453 nucleotides. It is a transcript of the gene PALM, whose product is annotated as paralemmin. NCBI's taxonomy places the organism in Eukaryota, Metazoa, Chordata, Mammalia, Eulipotyphla, Talpidae. The transcript is spliced from 9 exons. Gene Ontology annotation, cellular component: membrane. The record is from RefSeq and is a predicted model, not a curated record. Gene Ontology annotation, biological process: positive regulation of filopodium assembly; regulation of cell shape; negative regulation of adenylate cyclase activity. The coding region runs from base 749 to 1921 and encodes 390 amino acids.